GGCCGCUCGCUCCGGUGGCCUUCUCCCGCGUCAGAGUUUUCUUUGGAAAGUUGGUUUAUUUUCUUCCCUUGUCUCAGCCUCGCCGGAAAGGGGCAGGGAUCUGAGCGUUGACAUCUGUGCCCGCUGAGGCCCCCCACGAUGAUAGGCGGUUAGCAUGGCUGAGAAACCAGACCUGCAGAGAGGGCCCGCAGAAGUGGGUUUCCGGCUGAGUCCUCGGCGGUCGGUGGCAGCCAGGAGGAGAGGCCUCAGCGUCCGCAGCGGGGCAGAGACGGAGCCGUUCUGGAGUGCGUGAACGGGCCGGAGCCCCACCCGCCUGGUCCGGCAUGCUCCAGAGGCUGUGGGCAAGCCGCCUGCUGCGGCAUCGGAAGGCCCAGCUCCUGCUGGUCAACCUGCUGACCUUCGGCCUGGAGGUGUGCCUGGCGGCAGGCAUCACCUACGUGCCGCCCCUGCUGCUGGAAGUGGGGGUGGAGGAGAAGUUCAUGACCAUGGUGCUGGGCAUUGGUCCCGUGCUGGGUCUGGUCUCGGUCCCGCUGCUUGGCUCAGCCAGUGACCACUGGCGUGGGCGCUACGGCCGCCGGAGGCCCUUCAUCUGGGCCCUGUCCCUGGGCGUCCUGCUGAGCCUCUUCCUCAUCCCGAGGGCCAGCCGGCUGGCAGGGCUGCUGUGCCCGGACACCAGGCCGCUGGAGCUGGCGCUGCUGAUCCUGGGCGUGGGGCUGCUGGCCUACUGCGGGCAGCUGUGCUUCACGCCCCUGGAGGCCCUGCUCUCCGACCUCUUCCGGGACCCAGACCACUGUCGCCAGGCCUUCUCUGUCUACGCCUUCAUGAUCGGCCUGGGCGGCUGCCUGGGCUACCUCCUGCCCGCCAUCGACUGGGACGCCAGCGCCCUGGCGCCCUACCUGGGCACCCAGGAGGAGUGCCUCUUUGGCCUGCUCGCGCUCAUCUUCCUCACCUGCGUGGCGGCCACAGCGUUUGUGGCCGAGGAGGCGGCCCUGGGCCCCACCGAGCCUGUGGAAGGGCUCUCCGCCCCCUCGGUGCCGCCCUGCUGCCCGUGCCGCGCCCGCCUGGCCCUGCGGAGCCUGGGCACCCUCUGUCCUCGGCUGCGCCGGCUCUGUUGCCGCAUGCCCCGCGCCCUGCGCCGGCUCUUCAUGGCGGAGCUGUGCAGCUGGAUGGCGUUCAUGACGUUCACGUUAUUUUACACGGACUUUGUGGGCGAGGGGCUGUACCAGGGCGUGCCCGGGGCCGAGCCAGGCACGGAGGCCCGCAGACACUAUGACGAAGGCGUCCGGAUGGGCAGCCUGGGGCUGUUCCUGCAGUGUGCCAUCUCCCUGCUCUUCUCCCUGGUCAUGGACCGGCUGGUGCAGCGGUUCGGCACCCGGGCGGUCUACCUGGCCAGCGUGGUGGCCUUCCCCGUGGCGGCCGGCGCCACGUGCCUGUCCCGCAGCCUGGCGGUGGUGACUGCCUCGGCUGCCCUCACCGGCGUCACCUUCUCUGCCCUGCAGAUCCUGCCCUACACGCUCGCCUCCCUCUACCACCGCGAGAAGCAGGUUUUCCUGCCCAAGUACCGGGGAGACGACGGAGGCGGUGCCGGCGAGGACGGCGUGAUGACCAGCUUCCUGCCGGGCCCCAAGGCCGCGGCGCCCUUCCCGCACGGACACGGGGGACCUGGCGGCCUGCUGGCAGCCCCGCCCGCUCUCUGCGGGGCCUCCGCCUGCGACAGCUCCGUGCGCGCCGUGGUGGCUGAGCCGCAGGAGGCCAGGGCAGUCCCGGGCCGCGGCAUCUGCCUGGACCUGGCCAUCCUGGACAGCGCCUUCCUGCUGUCUCAGGUGGCCCCGUCUCUGUUCAUGGGCUUCAUCGUUCAGCUCAGCCAGUCCGUCACUGCCUACAUGGUCUCGGCGGCAGGCCUGGGUCUGGUUGCCAUUUACUUUGUCACGCAGGUAGUAUUUGACAAGAAUGACUUGGCCAAAUACUCUGUGUAGGGUACUUGCCAGGCACGGAGGGCGGAGGGCCUGCCUCCCCGGUCCCGGCUCUCCCUGCCCAACCUCUUGGGGUCGGGGCUGGCCUUGCCCUUUCUACUGCUGCCAAAGUGGUUGGUGUGGCUCUCCGCUGCCUCCCGGUGGCAGCGAGGUGCUUCUUCCCUCCCAGCUCUAAGCAAAUCUUGAGGGCCGGCUGGCUUGGUAACUCUUCAGAGGGCUUCAGUCUGGACUUCUUUAAGGGGAGACGGGCAGGGCAUUUAAGUAAGUCCAUGCACUGGAAUGCAGGACUCUGCCGGGGGAUCACCCAGGCUCAGGAUGGACAGCUAGUGUCCUGGUCAAGAUGCACCCAGUGAAGGGACUGGGGUAAAUCCCAAAUUUGAGUAAAUGCAGCCACCUGUUCUGGCACCAAGGGCCUUUAUCCAGUAGGCUCUCCCAUUGUCGCUCCUGCACGGGUGUUUCUACUGUGAGACUGCAGGAUUUGCAGGUAUGAAAAGGACUUGGGGGAGCACAAUCCUGAGGGGCGAAGGCAAGCUGCCCUGCCCUCCAGCACCCCUUCUGCUAUUCUCCGUCCCCUACAUUUUAUUAGGACUUUGCUUGUUGGCCCCUGUGGUGCCAUCACAGGGACCCCAGUUUUUAAAUAUUUAACUUAUUUAUUUAAGUAGAAGGGGAAUCAAGGUGUCUAGGGGUUGGGUAGGAUGAGAUCCUCGGCGACUAGGUCCCCUGAGAUGGUUGGUUAUUGGGCUGAGGGUUGCCAGAAUCUCCUUCUCCUGGAGGGAUUGGUCUGGCCCCCAAACUGCCUAAUCCUGAGCUUGCAAGCUCUCCUCAUCCCAACUGAUAACCCCAGCUCCUGGUACCCGAAGUGGGGAGGGCUGGGGAAUGUGAAGGGUGGCGCUCCAGGUCUCAGCCGCCUCCCUAGCACCCCGCACCCCAUGACCCUUCCAGCCCCCAAACCCCCCACCCCCUCUAGGCCUGGGCUGCCCAAGCCCAUCUUUCCCCGCCGCUCCACAGCCCCAUCCUUGGGGCUGUUUUGGGACCAGAAGCACAGAGUGUGGCUCCUUGCGCCUUGACCCGUCUCAGCCCCCAGGGCAUAUCUGUGCUUGAGGACUCUAGCACAGAAACUCAGGAGCACCCCCUGCCUGGGCUAAGGAGGUCUUAUCUCUCUGGGGGUUUAAGUGCCGUUUGUAAUAAUGUCACGUCUUAUUUAUUUAGCGGAGUAAAUAUUUUAUGCUGUAUGUGAGCAAUCAGAGUAUAAUGUUUAUGGUGAUGAAAUUAAAGCCUUCUAUGUUUCA
Molecule: messenger RNA, 3262 nt
Organism: Dama dama (fallow deer)
Lineage: Eukaryota; Metazoa; Chordata; Mammalia; Artiodactyla; Cervidae
Gene: SLC45A3
Product: solute carrier family 45 member 3
Exons: 5
Coding region: 324-1976 (550 amino acids)
Biological process (GO): transmembrane transport
Cellular component (GO): membrane
Molecular function (GO): sucrose:proton symporter activity
Source: RefSeq, a predicted model, not a curated record